GAGACGUUCAUCCUGGCAGGGUCCAACGGGCACAACGGAGCCAGAGAGGACGCGGGGCUCAACGGCUUGAACCGCAACCACGUGGAGAAGAGCUCAGGAAUCGCCCGGGUGGCGACGGACAUAAAGCACAAAUGCGCCGCCUACGUGCUGGCCCUGCGGCCUUGGAGCUUCAGCGCUUCCCUGACGCCCGUGGUGCUGGGCAGCGCGCUGGCCUACAAGUCUGAGGGCACGGUGGACUUCGUCAUCCUGCUGGUGUGUGCCGUGGCCGUGCUGGUGGUGCACGGCGCGGGGAACCUGGUGAACACUUACUACGAUUUCUCCAAGGGGAUCGAUCACAAGAAGAGCGAUGACAGGACUCUGGUGGAUCAGAUCCUGGAGCCCCAGGACGUGGUCAUGUUCGGGGCGGUGCUUUACUCCCUCGGGUGCUUGUGUGCCACUCUGCUGUACUUUCUUUCGACGCUGAAGCUGGAACAUCUGGCCCUGAUUUACUUUGGGGGCCUCUCCAGUUCCUUCCUUUAUACCGGAGGUAUUGGGCUGAAAUACGUGGCCCUGGGGGAUGUGGUAAUCCUGAUCACCUUCGGCCCCCUCGCGGUCAUGUUUGCCCACGCGGUGCAGGUGGGUCACCUCUCCGUGCUGCCCCUGGUUUACGCAGUCCCGCUGGCGCUAAACACAGAGGCCAUACUGCACAGCAACAACACGCGGGACAUGGACUCGGACAAACAGGCGGGCAUCGUCACCCUGGCCAUCCUCAUCGGGCCCACGCUGUCCUAUGUGCUGUUCAACUUGCUGCUCUUCGUCCCCUACGUCCUCUUCUGUAUUCUGGCUACCCGCUACACCAUCAGCAUGGCCCUGCCCCUGCUCACCCUUCCAAUGGCCUUCCCGUUGGAGAAGCAGUUCCGAAGCCAGUGCUACUCCAAGAUCCCACAGAAAACCGCGAAACUCAACCUCCUUAUGGGACUUUUCUAUGUCUUUGGAAUAAUACUGGCACCUCGGGGCAGCUUACCACGAUUGUGAAUCCACAUUAUUAUUCUUUUUGUUGUAAUAUCCCCC
This is a messenger RNA of Megalops cyprinoides (Indo-Pacific tarpon), 1050 nucleotides long. It is a transcript of the gene ubiad1, whose product is annotated as UbiA prenyltransferase domain containing 1. The annotation marks the transcript as partial. Gene Ontology annotation, biological process: menaquinone biosynthetic process; vitamin K biosynthetic process. The record is from RefSeq and is a predicted model, not a curated record. Gene Ontology annotation, cellular component: endoplasmic reticulum; Golgi membrane. The transcript has 2 exons. NCBI's taxonomy places the organism in Eukaryota, Metazoa, Chordata, Actinopteri, Elopiformes, Megalopidae. Gene Ontology annotation, molecular function: prenyltransferase activity.